CGGCUCAGGCCGCGGCCGGAGUUGGGGACGUAGGCGGCCACCACGUAGAGGGACGGGAACUCGGCCGUCACCACCCGGCCCUCGGCGUCGUGCUCGGGGUCACCUGGGGGGAGAGGGUGGCCACUGAGGGUCUACGGGUGGCUACCAAAGGGUUUUGGGGUCAGUGGUGGCCAUCGAAGGGUCUUGGGGUCAACAAUGGUGGCCACCAAAGGGUCUUGGGGUCAAUGGUGGCCAUCAAAGGGUCUUGGGGUCAAGGGGGCAACCAAGGGUCUACAGGUGGCCACCAAAGGGUCUUGGGGUCAAUGGUGGCCACCAAAGGGUCUUGAGGUCAACGGGGCUACCAAGGGUCUACUGGUGGCCACCAAAGGGUCUUGGGGUCAAUGGUGGCCAUCAAAGGGUCUUGGGGUCAAUGGUGGCCAUCAAAGGGUCUUGGGGUCAAGGGGGCAACCAAGGGCCUACUGGUGGCCAUCAAAGGGUCUUGGGGUCAAGGGGGCAACCAAGGGUCUACAGGUGGCCACCAAAGGGUCUUGGGGUCAAUGGUGGCCACCAAAGGGUCUUGAGGUCAAUGGUGGCCAUGGAAGGGUUGAGGGUCUACGGGUGGCUACCGAAGGGUUUUGGGGUCUACUGGUGGCCACCAAAGGGGCUUGGGGUCAAUGGUGGCCAUCAAAGGGUCUUGGGGUCAAGGGGGCAACCAAGGGUCUACAGGUGGCUACCAAAGGGUCUUGGGGUCAAGGGGGCAACCAGGGGCCUACUGGUGGCUACCAGAUGGUUUUGGGGUCAACGGUGGCCACCAAAGGGUCUUGGGGUCAAGGGGGCAACCAAGGGUCUACAGGUGGCCACCAAAGGGUCUUGGGGUCAGUGGUGACCAUCAAACGGUCUUGGGGUCGAUGGGGCAACCAAGGGUCUACAGGUGGCUACCGAAGGGUUUUGGAGUCAUCUGAGGGGUUUGGGGGUCAAUGGUGGCCAUGGAAGGGUCUUGGGGUCAAUGGGGCUACCAAGGGUCUACAGGUGGCCAUCAAAGGGUUUUGGGAUCAAUGGGGCAACCGGUUUUGGGGUCAUCUUAUCU
Molecule: messenger RNA, 1066 nt
Organism: Oxyura jamaicensis (ruddy duck)
Lineage: Eukaryota; Metazoa; Chordata; Aves; Anseriformes; Anatidae
Exons: 7
Source: RefSeq, a predicted model, not a curated record